AUGUCUAAAGUGCAUCAUUCUGUUGAUACUCUCCUUAUAUUUAUUGAUGUGACCAAGAAUCGGGAAAUUAAGGUCUAUUACCAACACCUUCGAACAUUAAGGGAAUUGCCAAUUCGCGAACAGUAUCAAAAUGGGAAACAAAGUUGGAUUCGUUCUUCCAACCCAAACAAGCGGAUCAUGAAAGCGACCCCGAUUCACCAACACCACGACCAGAAAAAAAAACUUUUCUUCCACCAGAACGCCAUUAUCACCCCUCCCAAGCACCAGCACUGCUUGGAAGGAGUUCUAUGGCUUCCAGUAAUUACUACUGGGGGGGGGUUCUUCCUAAUCCUCUUCCUCCUCCUUCUUCUUUUCCUCCUCCUUCUUCUUCUUCCUCUCCUACUCAUCCCCCCCCCUCAUUCUUCUUCUUUUCCUCCUCCUCCUCCUUCUUCUUCUUCUUCUUCUUCUUCUUCUUCUUCUUCUUCUUCUUCUUCUUCUUUUCCUCUUCCUCCUUCUUCUUAUAACCUUGUACCGUUCUUUCUGAAUUUGUAUUGCUCUCCCCCUCUCUCUCCCCCCUCUCUCCCUAUCUCUCCCCUAUCUCCCCCCUCUCUAUCCUCUCUCCCUCUCUUUCUCCCAUUCUCUCUUCCCCCCUCCUCUUCCCCUCUCCUCUCUCUCCCCUCUCUCCCCCCUCUCCCCCCUCUAUCCUCUUUCUUUCCUCUCUACCCCCCUCUCUUCCCUCCUCUACCUCUUCCCCUCUCUCCCGCUCUCUUCCCUCUCUAUCUUCUCUCUCCCCUAUAUCACUCUCUCUCCCUCUUCCCUCUCUCUCCUCUAUCUCCCCUCUCUCCUCCUCUCUUUCCCUCUCUCCCUCCCUUUCCCCUCUCUUCCCUCUCUAUCCUCCCUACCCCUCUCUCUACCCCCUCUCCCCCUCUCUCCAAUCUCUAUCCUCUCUCUCCCCAUAUCUAUCUCCCUCCUCUCCCUCUUCUUUCUCUCUUACCCUCUCUCUCCCUCCCUCUCCCAUCUCUUCCCUCUCUAUCCUCUCUCUCCCCAUCUCACUCUCUCUCCCUCUUCCCUCUCUCUUCCCCUCUCUCCUCUCUCUACCCCUCUCUCUCCUCCUCUCUCUACUCCCCUCUCUCUCUCUGA
Acanthosepion pharaonis is the source of this 1119-nucleotide messenger RNA. NCBI's taxonomy places the organism in Eukaryota, Metazoa, Mollusca, Cephalopoda, Sepiida, Sepiidae. The record is from the annotation of a GenBank genome assembly.